This is a messenger RNA of Saccharomyces eubayanus, 261 nucleotides long. It is a transcript of the gene STF1, whose product is annotated as ATPase-binding protein. The coding region runs from base 1 to 261 and encodes 86 amino acids. The record is from RefSeq and is a predicted model, not a curated record. Gene Ontology annotation, biological process: negative regulation of ATP-dependent activity. NCBI's taxonomy places the organism in Eukaryota, Fungi, Ascomycota, Saccharomycetes, Saccharomycetales, Saccharomycetaceae. Gene Ontology annotation, molecular function: ATPase inhibitor activity. The transcript has a single exon. Gene Ontology annotation, cellular component: mitochondrion.
AUGUUAAGUCGUUGCAUCUCCCGUAAUGCCAAGCUGCCAACAAAGUUCAGAAUAGCCUCUCGCUUAUACUCGGAUGGCCCUCUAGGUGGUUCCGGCCCCGGUGGAGUUCAAGACAUUUUCAUCAAGAGGGAACGUGCCAAGGAAGAUUUCUUUGCCAGGCAACAAGAGAGAGAACAAUUAGCUCACGUCAAGGAACAGUUAAAAGAACACAAAAAGAAACUAGAACAUUUAGAGAACAAGAUUAAUGAUCUUUCAAAGUGA